AUACGUGAUAUUUACAGCAGAUUGCACGACCUGAAGAAGAUUACCUCUUUGUUGGAGUAACUCUCAUCUUCCUUUUCCAAUUUUAGUCGCAUUUAUACAAAAACUAUAGUAUACCAAGAAGGAUCAAAUGGAAACAGAGAACGGCACGGGAAUGCAAACUGAGGUGGAGGAGUCUGCUUAUUCGCUGGCUCGGUGUAAGCUGGAGAAUCUUCUCAAUAAGAGCAUGAGGAUUCGGAUGACAGACGGGCGCACGCUGGUGGGGCUCUUCCUAUGCACAGACCGAGACUGCAACGUCAUCCUGGGAUCUGCACAAGAAUUCCUCAAAUCCACAGAUUCUUUCUCACAGGGUGAGCCCAGAGUGUUGGGACUGGCUAUGAUCCCCGGCCAUCACGUGGUUUCAAUAGAGGUGGAAUCUGAAAGCCUUCAGACCACCACCCAUGGACUCUGACAACUUUAGAGACAUUUGAGAUCACCAUAUGGACUAUAGAGAAUGUUGUUUCCACACACACUUUGUGUCUGCAACUACAGAGAUGGCCACUAGAGGUGGAGUUACUGUAAUCCAAAUGGAUUUUUCCUUAUUUUUUGGGAAAUGCAGUACACAAUGGGUUGGUCCUCUGUGAUGAAACAAAAAUAAUAAUGGCGUGGCUGGUAAACUGUACUCAAUUUGCUUGUGUGUGUGUUUGCUUGUUUGUGAGCAGUGCACAUUGUCAUUUUUAAAUAAGAGAUUAAGAAUCAUUCUGAUAUUGUA
Messenger RNA from Megalobrama amblycephala (Wuchang bream), 748 nucleotides. RefSeq names its product N-alpha-acetyltransferase 38, NatC auxiliary subunit (gene naa38). The record is from RefSeq and is a predicted model, not a curated record. Gene Ontology annotation, molecular function: RNA binding. Gene Ontology annotation, cellular component: NatC complex. The transcript has 3 exons. Bases 128 to 448 code for a protein of 106 amino acids. NCBI's taxonomy places the organism in Eukaryota, Metazoa, Chordata, Actinopteri, Cypriniformes, Xenocyprididae.